AUGCAAACAACAAAUGGCAUUUCUAUUUUAUAAAUAAAAAAUACCCAAGUAUCAGUUUGCAAUAAUAAAAAAAAGGAAGAAUUGAUACAAUUUGAUUAAUUUGAUGAGGAUUUGAUACCUAAAAGUAAACUAUUUUCUCCAAUGAAUGUAAAUUUAAACCUGAAAUGUGUUGAAAAUUAUGGGAAUAAUAAAAUUUAUGACAUAAAUGAAACUGGACCUAAUGAAUAGUAAAAUAAAUCAGAUUAAUUGCUUGAUUAACUGAAUUCAAAGUAAAGAAUGGACACUUCACUCUUACAAGUUAACGUAAUGACUGAAAGAUUAAAUAAUCAAAACUUAAUAUUCUAUGCUCCUUAAUAUAUUCCAGAUGUUUAACAUUUCUUGACUUAACCUGUACCUGUAGGUAUCUUUAUAAAUGUUAUUUAUUACUAGAUAAGAUAGUAUAAUGUACUUUAAUUAAAAAUAAGAAGGGAUUUUGCAAUUUCUACCCUAAAUUUGAAUUGUAUUUCUCAGAAAGCUUAAAAUUUCUAUGUGCUGGUAAAAGACAAUCAACAAAGAGGAAAUCAAAUUAUAUAAUUUCAAGUAAUGUAGAGAACUUUAAUUCUAACAAUAAAUCAGUAUGUAUAGGAAAUUUGAAAUAUGGAACAAUUGAGAAUUCAUUUUAUUUAUAUGAUAAUGGUAAUGAUCCUAAUAAAAGUGGUCAAUUAGAAACUACAAGAAGGGAAUAUGCAGUUUAUUUUUAUAAGAAAUCUAGUUUAGGACUCAAAUCAAUAAAUGUAUUAAUCCCAUCAGUAAUUAAUGGAUAGCCUUAAGAUUUUAAACCUAUUACAUAAAAUUAAGGUAUCUAAAAAGCAUUUAGUUAAUCAAAGAAUGAAAAUGUAAUGUAAUUAGUUUCAAGACCUCCUACAUUUAGUGAAGAAAAGAAUGCAUAUUAAUUAAAAUUCACAUAAAGAGUGAGAGCAGCUUCUAAUAAAAAUUUUAUUAUCAUUUCUAAUAAUUAAUAAAAUGAUGAAGAAUUUAUACUAUAAUUUGGCAAAUGUGGUGAUGAAUAUUAUAAUUUAGAUAUAUGUCAUCCUCUUUCUAUCUUAUAGGCAUUUGCACUAUGUAUCACUUAAUUUGAAAUUAAAUUAAAAUGA
Messenger RNA from Paramecium pentaurelia, 1133 nucleotides. The record is from the annotation of a GenBank genome assembly. Lineage: Eukaryota; Ciliophora; Oligohymenophorea; Peniculida; Parameciidae.